AUGGAUGUGUUGGACAACAAGUUUAGACUCAUUGAAGAUAAUUUAGACCACUUGUCAUCACUUGACGUACAUUUAGAGGCCAUCACUAUUGCUCUCAAAGAAGAGGCAAAUCGUCACCAUUUGAGCCAAACUCGAGACAAUUGGCGUAUUGUCUCACUUGUGUUGACACGGAUUCGCCAUCACUUGACACCACAAGACAGUAGCCCUCGUGUUGAUCACACCUUAUGUCAGACAUUGAGUCAUGUUUUCAGACUUCUGAGGAAUUCAUUAGUGAAUUGUCUGCCAAAUAAGCUAUUGAUUGUCACCAAUGGAUCCAUUCUUGAGGACUCUAUUUAUAUCUUUAAUGAGUUAAUCGAUUGCCAUAAAAGUGCCCAAAAAGUUGAUGAUAACGAAGACUUUGUUCCCAAAGAGGCUUUAAUUGAAGCGAUUAAAUGUUGCCUUCAGUUCUUCGCCAAUCUGUUGAGUGGUUUGGAUGAGACAAUCCAAGAGUUGUCACAAUUAAGGCAUCAAAUGUGGACUUUAUUUGCAUUUGAUUUGUUCCGAUAUUUGCUGGACUUGGAAGACGACAAGAGUGUGGUAUUGAUCUCGAGUAUGAUAUUCUACUCAUGUAUUCGUAAUAAUAGUUAUAUUGAAAACAAUUUGUUUGAAACCAAUCAAAGCGAAGACUUGGAGAAAAUGUUAACCAUUUGUCAGUUACUAUUGGAUCAAAUUGAGAGCUCUGAGUCUGAGUGGUGUCUCUGGUCUUUACAACUGUUCCUCAAGUUUAAGAACUUUUUGAAUGCUUUUUACAAUAUGAAGACUAUUGAAGUGAAUGACACGAAUGUCCGCUAUUUGUGUCAACUCUUCAAACAAAACAUUUCCGAUGUCUUCGCCAUUGAUUCCCAAACGGAUGACAAACAGUCUGAAGAAAACAACAUCUCGAAUGCCACUCAUGUCUCCAAACUAUUGUCUAUUUUGUGUGAAUUAACAGCAAAUGAGAGUCUUUUGUGUCGGUUCCAAACAGACAGACAAUUGGUUAAGUGUUUGGUCGACACUCUGAAGACAAUUCAAUUGUUGUCCAAAUCUCAAGACUCGUCUCAUUUCAAGUCAAUACCACAAUUGAAACAAAUCAAUGAAACCGAUAGUGAGUCCCAAAACCCAGUGUUUGGCUUCAAACGGGACUUAAUCCGAGUGAUCGGGAAUCUGGUCUAUAAGUGCCCUCAGAUGCAGGACUGGUUGCGAGAAUUUGAUGGCAUUCCUUUGGUUGUCAAACACCAUCAGUCGCACCAAUUGAUCCACUGGUCCACCACUACAGCGGCCAAUCACCAACUCAUCCCACCUGAUGGUCACGAGAGUCCACACAAACUCACUAUCAGUGAAGACGUUCAAGAUAUUGGUCUCAAUAGUAAUGAUAAGUCAGUCAAAAGCACAGCUGAUCUCAAUGUGAUGGACACAGACGUGGAUGCAAACGAUGAUCUCAUUGAUGAUAGCAGUCAUCGCGUGAAUAACUCAUCGGUUCUUAGGUUUGGAGGGUAUGACAGACAGACGAUGAAGAUUGUGAUCACUGUCUGCGGGAACCAAACGCUGAGACAAAGUCUAAUAACACUGAAAUCGGCGGUACUUAUGACCAAAAGUCGACUUCAUUUGAUUGUUAUGACCGAUGAAUACAACCGAAGAAUCAUUAGUCGAGCCAUAUUGAAUGAAUGGCCAAACGAUGUGUUGAGUCGGAUAUCAUAUGAGAUCCAUUUGGUGUCGUUUCCCAAUACCAUGAAUGCCGAGGAAUGGAAGAAAUUGUUUAAAUUAUGUGCCGCUCAGAGACUCUUUCUUCCGGAUAUUCUAAAAGACAUCGAUUCCGUGCUAUACGUCGAUACAGACGUGUUAUUCCUGACACCAGUCGACCAAAUCUGGAGUGUUUUCGAUCGCAUGAAUGGCUCACAAAUGGCCGCAAUGUCUCCCGAGAGCGAAGACUUUGCCAGCAGUUGGUACUACCGGUUCGCCAAACACCCGUACGUCGAGAGACUGGGCAUCAACUCCGGUGUAAUGCUUAUGAACUUAACCCGAAUGCGAGACUUCCAUUGGACUGACUAUUUGGAGCCCUAUUUGUCUCAAUACCGACUGAGUAUCGUUUGGGGCGAUCAGGACAUCAUUAACAUUAUCUUCCACUACAAUACCGACAAAUUGUAUUUAUUUGGGUGCCAUUGGAACUACAGACCCGAUCACUGCAUAUAUACCCGGGUUUGCAAAGAGGCCGAGAGAGAAGGCGUUCAUAUACUUCAUGGCAAUCGCGGAGUCUUUCAAAGCGAGAAACAGCCCGCCUUUCGGGCCAUAUAUGAGGCGUUCCGGGAUUUUGAGUUCGGGACUGAUUUGUCGGUCCUUUUGAAUACAAUGAAGACAUCACUGGAGAAGACAACGAAUACUAAUUGCGGAAAAGCCAGCCAUAGCUUUACGUUGGCUUUGGAGACAUAUCUGAACAACAAUUAAGAGAAACUAUUUUAUAAAUUGUCGCACAAAGAGAUUAUGUGAAUAUUUU
Messenger RNA from Oppiella nova, 2509 nucleotides. The record is from the annotation of a GenBank genome assembly. NCBI's taxonomy places the organism in Eukaryota, Metazoa, Arthropoda, Arachnida, Sarcoptiformes, Oppiidae.